CUGUGUCUGAGCUGUAAGCCGAAGGAGAGAGAGAGAAAGUCUCUGUUUCUGAAUUUCAUCAAUCUUAUCUCGGAAAAUUGAGUUGUAUUUGAGGGUGGUGGAGUUGAGGAAGAUCUGAGAUGGCAACUUUUGCAGGGACUACCCAGAAGUGUAAGGCCUGUGAGAAGACUGUGUACUUGGUGGAUGAGCUCACUGCUGAUAACAAGGUCUACCACAAGGCCUGCUUCAGAUGCCACCACUGCAAGGGCACUCUCAAGCUGAGUAACUAUUCCUCCUUUGAGGGUGUGUUGUAUUGUAAACCUCACUUUGAUCAAUUGUUUAAGAUGACUGGCAGCUUGGAUAAGAGUUUUGAAGGAGCUCCCAAGACCGUCAGAUCUGUUGAUCAGGGCCAAACAAAUAGCAAAGUUUCAAGUAUGUUUGCUGGAACUCAAGAGAAAUGUGUUGCCUGCAAAAAAACUGUUUACCCCAUUGAAAAGGUGGGGGUGGAUGGCACGUCUUACCAUAAGGCUUGCUUCAGGUGCACCCAUGGAGGCUGUACAAUCAGCCCAUCAAACUACAUAGCCCAUGAGCAUCGGCUCUACUGUAGGCACCACCAUUCCCAACUCUUCAAGGAGAAGGGGAACUUCAGCCAACUGGACAAGCAGGAGCAAGUUAAAGGGGGUGACUGAAAUUCUGAGAACGUAGCAGCAAAGCGACACUGUUAAAGUUUUCAUGUUAGUGUGAUACUGUAACAUCACAUCCAAAGGGGUUUUCUAAGAACCGGAUGCAACUGUUAAAGUAUAGUAGAAGAGAUAAUGGGAUUGCCUUCUUUUUCUACAUAGAUAUAUAUAUGUGUUAUUUCUUGAAGAAUAUUCACUAUUGAAGUCUCAGUUUUUCACAUUUUGAGUGUGAGGUUUUGAAUGAAUAAUAAUUAGAGAGGUGGGGUUAUCUCCUUUCAAUAAA
Messenger RNA from Vitis riparia (riverbank grape), 942 nucleotides. Its product is annotated as LIM domain-containing protein WLIM1-like. Gene Ontology annotation, cellular component: actin cytoskeleton; plasma membrane. Bases 120 to 668 code for a protein of 182 amino acids. Gene Ontology annotation, molecular function: actin filament binding. Gene Ontology annotation, biological process: actin filament bundle assembly. NCBI's taxonomy places the organism in Eukaryota, Viridiplantae, Streptophyta, Magnoliopsida, Vitales, Vitaceae. The record is from RefSeq and is a predicted model, not a curated record. The transcript is spliced from 5 exons.